Molecule: messenger RNA, 1074 nt
Organism: Postia placenta MAD-698-R-SB12
Lineage: Eukaryota; Fungi; Basidiomycota; Agaricomycetes; Polyporales; Adustoporiaceae
Exons: 2
Source: RefSeq, a predicted model, not a curated record
AUCGGCAACCGUGCCCUAAUCGCACUCCACGGUCCAUCACUGUUGACGAAGGACACUUCGUGCCAAUCCGACGAGUCCAACACCCCAGCGGCCCUGCACUCCGGUCAAGCGCGAGGAGAUCCCCAUCUCCCUCGAGGAACUGAGGCAGUCGCACAGCCUACAGCGACCCCUCAAGUGAUCCCCCAGUCCUCCCUGCGGCCGCGGUUGGAAAGGCCUCCCAAGACCGAGCCCCGCGACACUCCGCCGCAUUCUUGGGCCAGCUCGUCGUCAGCGGUCACCGCCUCGACUUCAGUCCCUGUCCUACGUCACCCCGCCUCCGGGCUUCCUCAACCGACUUCACCGCCAUCGCCGCCGCGAGGCCGCUCAAGCACUCGUUCCUCGAGAAGUCCGCCCGGCGGACAGUCACAACAGUCGCCUUCGUCCGCGGGCAGUCCUUCGUCCCCCUUGUCGCCGAUAAUGUCCUCUCCCGCUGCCGUACCUGAUAAGGAGACGUUGAAGCUCCUCCUCCCGCUCCGAUACGAUGGGAAGUCGGUGGUCGAAUGCAACCGCUUCAUCUCGCAGUUGCUCAUCUACUGGACGAUCAACACGGCCCUCUUUUCCCUCGAGCUGAAGAUCCAGGUUGCCCUCAGUCUUCUCGAUGGUGACGCGCGAGCUUGGGCCACCCCCAUCUUCUCCCAGCUUGCCUCCGUCCAAAUCGGGAUCCAGGGAGCGACAACCCCCUUCGUCGACGAAAAAGCCUUCCUUCAGGCAUUCAAGGCCCGUUUUGGCAAUCUCGACGACGCCGCCGCGGCACAGGUGGAGCUUACCAAGCUCUGCUCCGACAAAACCAUGCACGAGAAGCGCACCGCCGCAGAAUUCUCUGCGCUGUUCAAGGGUCCGGCGGACCGUUCCGGGUAUGGGAACCUGGAACUACGUGACAAGUACCUGAGCGGCAUCCCUUCCCGCGUCUAUCGCAAACUCGAGCUCGAAACCUUCGCCACGUGGCAAGCUGCUGACAAGCGCGCCACCGAGGUCGAGCAAAUCCUCGACGUUAGCCGGGCUCGUCGGCCCGAGCUAAACAGCUUCUUCUCGGCA